GGGCAGGAAGGGGAGGAGGAGGAGGGCCAGGGCUGGCCUUUGCCAAGGGCUGAGGGGGCGCUGGAGGAAGGCAAGCAAGCAAGCCGCCUAGUGUUCCCUGGCCCUCCUGUUGCUUUCCCAGCCCGCUCCUGGGCUCCAGCUGUUGGGCUGGGAAGGAAGGGGCUUCCCUCUCCAAAGGGAGCCAUGCCCCUGGCGGGGAAGCUGAGGGCCCCCUGCUCCUGCUCCUGCUCCCGGGCAGAGGACCAGCUGCCCAUCCUGGAGAGGGAGGGAGGCGGAGAGGGCAAAGGGCCAGGCCAGGCCAGGGCCUUGGGGGCCUCCCAGAAGGGGGCUGUGGGUCAAGAAGAAGGGGCCCAGCUCCCCAGGCCUCCAGAGCCCGAGCGCAAGGGCAAGAAGCGCAGGAGGAAGCUCCGGAAAUAUGGCAAGCUGCUGAGUAUGCCUAAGGCUGCUGAGAUGACUACCAACUGGGGGGAUGAAUGUGGGCAAGGCACUACAAAAAGGCUGCCGUUACCUGGUCCUCGGCCUGCAGGGAUUAGCCAAUGCCUAUUCAUCCCCACUUGGAGUGGCCGUUUCAGUAGCGACAGCUUUCCGUUAGACCUCAGCUGAAGAACCUGGCAUUGAAGGACAAGGCAGUAUCUCCUGCUCUCACACACUUUGUCUUCGGAUAUUACUUCAGCUCAGUAAUAAGGAAAAGAAAUAGAUCACAUUGAACAUUUCGGGCAUAAGCUGAUAUACUCUGUUUUAAAGAAACUAUUCUUUCUGUUUGUAUACUGGAACAUCAGAUUGACAGAACAAGUGAGACCAAAGGUUUGAUUAGCUUUGAUUAGUUGUGCCAGGUUUAGAAAAUACAGUACUUUUGAGCAUAGCAGGCAUAGGCACACAGUCUGCACACAUUCUCUCUCACAAAAGCUAUGGUGGAAGAAGAGGAAAGUAAGUAAGUCAGAGAAAGAGGCAAGAGUAAGGAAGGAAAGAGAGAUAUACAAUAAAAAGAGAAAGAAAUAGAAGACAGAAACGUUUGGCAUUUUCCCCCUAGCAAGGCAUCAUGACAAUCUAGCAUUCAUCAGAUACAGUCAUUUUCAGCACUGCCUCUCCUUAGUAUGAACAGCUGUAUCAGUAGGUUGUAUGUUAAAACAAAGGAGCACGGCCAGAAACAAGCAAGACAAAAGAUGCAGGAUCUGAAAGGGAAAUAGAUUGGCAAAAUAAGAACUUGGCGUUAUAAGAGAUUGUAUUAAAAUGUUCACAUAAUAUGCAUCUUAUCUCCAGCAUGAGUCCGUUAUAGAUACUUUGGAGCCUGGUGAAACAACCACAGGGAAGGUUUACCAGAUUCUAUGAAUGGUAGUUUCCAUUUCUCUGAGGAAAACAUUGAAGGGAACAUUUUUGCCAGAAGUAACUUCUCCCCUCGGGAUGCAUUCAGAUGAUGACAAAAGUACCAGCAUGGCGUAGUGGUUUGAGUGUUGGCUUACAGUGAUGGAGACCAGGGUUCAAAUCCCCACUCAGCCAUGGAAACCUGUUGUGUGACCUUGGUCAAGUCAUACUCUCUCAGCCUGAGAGGAAA
This is a messenger RNA of Sceloporus undulatus (fence lizard), 1552 nucleotides long. RefSeq names its product chromosome 1 C1orf115 homolog (gene C1H1orf115). The record is from RefSeq and is a predicted model, not a curated record. The transcript is spliced from 3 exons. Lineage: Eukaryota; Metazoa; Chordata; Lepidosauria; Squamata; Phrynosomatidae. The coding region runs from base 184 to 603 and encodes 139 amino acids.